AUGCCAUCUGUGCCAGAUGUCACUACAAACCAAUAUACUGCAUUCCGUCAAGCCGAGAAACAUUUCAAAAACCGUGCGGUGAAAGACAAAUACCCAUCACUCCGAAAAUACCAGGACUCUCUGGUCGAUCUAUCCCGUCCCGAACAACAAGAAGAUGAUGAAGUCUGGAAAGCAGGGUGGUGGAGUCCUGAUCAUGAACCCGAUGCACGUUCGAAUAGGACCGACUGGAAGCCUUGGUUAUUCAAAGGAAAGGAGAAAGAUAAGGGCACCCGUCCUGAUCUACCGACUUCAGACCUAAAACCCAUUCAACUCAAUGAUGGAAGGACAGGAUGGAUUGUCGGACCUGGCUGUAUCUUGAUUCCGAGAUUUCUGUCAACCAGCGAGCAACUGCAUCUCCUCCAUUCGUCUCUCGCCGAAUAUACCCUUCCACCCAAUCCCCUUUCCUUGUCCACUCACUAUGACCUUCCCUCCAACCUGUUCGAGCUCUAUACUCACGACCCAGAUACCGCUGUUCAACCCAAACACCGGACAAUCCCUGCAUCGCAGACGCGAUCCAGCGCUACCUCUGAUGUCCCAAAAUCUCGAACUUUGAUAGAGACCGAACCGGCGUCCGUUAUUGGAUAUGAUGAGAUUGUAGCACGUAACAAGACAUGGACAGGGGAUGCGCCAAGUGACAAACUGAAAGAGAAGACUGUCGACCAGUUGAUACUGGAACUGAGAUGGGCUAAUCUAGGAUGGGUUUACCAGUGGUCGACCAAGUCAUACGAUUUCAGCCGCGAGGAGCCUAUCCCUUUUCCCCCGGAGCUUGCAGCAGUUUGUCACCAGGCGGUAGCCUCUGUACCUUGGCAUCGGGUGUUCUUAGAAGGAGACGACUCUUAUGCCUGUGGGUGGGAGAACUGGGCGGAAGACUAUGCUCCUGACACAGGAAUUGUGAACUUCUAUCAAGCUAGAAAAGACACUCUGAUGGGUCAUGUGGAUAGAUCAGAGCUUGAUCCUGCUCGUCCGCUUGUUUCUCUAUCCCUCGGAUACUCUGCGAUACUGCUGCUCGGAUCUGCAUCUCGCCAUGAUCCCCCGAGACCCAUCAUUCUGCGGUCGGGAGACUGCCUUAUCAUGAGUGGUAGCGGCAGACAAGCUUAUCAUGGGGUUCCACGUAUAUUGGAAGGUACCCUUCCUUCGCAUUUCGCAAUGCAGGACACGGACAGCGAGACGAUGAAGGCAGCCAAGAGGUUCAUAUCAUCCGCAAGAAUCAACAUCAAUGCCCGUCAGGUUUUCCCGCCAGGGUUCGUGAGACCUGACAGAGUGUAG
Messenger RNA from Kwoniella botswanensis, 1305 nucleotides. Its product is annotated as alkylated DNA repair protein AlkB. Gene Ontology annotation, cellular component: nucleus; cytoplasm. The record is from RefSeq and is a predicted model, not a curated record. Lineage: Eukaryota; Fungi; Basidiomycota; Tremellomycetes; Tremellales; Cryptococcaceae. The transcript has 7 exons. The coding region runs from base 1 to 1305 and encodes 434 amino acids.